Messenger RNA from Astrephomene gubernaculifera, 1712 nucleotides. NCBI's taxonomy places the organism in Eukaryota, Viridiplantae, Chlorophyta, Chlorophyceae, Chlamydomonadales, Astrephomenaceae. The record is from the annotation of a GenBank genome assembly.
AUUGUAACAGAACCAGUACAUAUAGUGGUACUAAGCAGGUGAAAUCAAAGGUAAUACCCGAAACCAACAUUGCUGUCAGAAGCCAUACCGCCUAUUCCCUGUACACCUUUACUAUAAGUUAUAGAGGCAAAGAACGUUAUAAUAACUUGCAUUUAGUUAUUCAGGCUUACUCCAUCAAAGCCGUUCGUCGCGAAGAGACGUGUUUGCCGCCAACCAGCAGCUCUGGGUUUCAUCUUAUCUCCGUACUCGUCUGCAUUGAGAUUGACAUUGCGCCUUUGCUGCCCGCUGUUGUGUCUGCAAAAGACACCAGCCAGUCGUCCGCGUCCUUCGGCUGCGUCAUUAGGCCGCCCAAAUGUCCCCGCCCGCUCCUGAUGCCCGGCUAACGGGCGUAUGGGUCAAGGACCCCUCCCGCUCGGACCCACUGGACGAGGCCAUGGACGCCAUGCAGCUGGGGGGGCUCACGCGUACGGCGGUGCGGCUGGUGCGUGGGCUGGAGCUGGACGUGAGGGGGGGCAGCAGGUUCGAGCUCGCCGUGUUCAGCGUGGUUCCCUGGUUCAAGGUGCGUGAGCGCUACCCGCUGGACGGCAGUGAGGUUCAGUGCGGCCGGAGGGACCUGCGCAGGGGCAAGCACUCUGGUUCUGUUGCCGUACAGCCCGACGGGUCCCUGCUGCUGUCCUUCACCUGGGGGGAGCCGUUCGCGGGGAGCGGGUACGACCACCUAGCUGUCGUGCCCGCUGCUACCCUGGCUGCCGCUGCUGUGGCGCCGGCGCCGGCGGAUCCCACAGAGGCAGGAGCCAGCGCCGGCGGCGACAGCAGCGGAGCCGGAGCAGCAGCAGCAGCUGCCGAACCGGGUAGUGGCGGUGCGAGCGGUGGUGGAGGUGGUGGUGAGGUGCUGGUGGUGACAUCGGUCAUGAAGGUGGGAGGAGCAGCAGGAGGGGCAUGUCGUACAGUGACCUACCGUACCGUGUAUGUGCGGGGCCGCACCUGAGGCGUGGAGGCGUGGGCCGCACCUGAGGCGUCUGGGCAUUUGAUGAGAGGAGGCUGACCCAUGGGUCUUACAGUCGCAGGGGGAUAGCAAAAACAUACAUUAGCAGCAUGUAUAGUAGCAAAGUGUAUAAGAGAAGAGCGUGGGCAGAAGAUGGUUGCAGGUUGUAGGGAGACGGCCAAUCCUUUGAAGCACAGAAAGGGUGCCUUCUCGGGAGUUGCAUUUUUGUACAUUUUGUCAAUUGCAUUUUGAUUGAAAGUAUUGGGGACAGAUGCGAAGAUAUGAAGUUGUUGAAGAACUUCAUACAGCAGGAGUUGGAAGGUUACUAGGAGGCGGAGUAGACAUGUGGAGGCUUCUUUUCAGCAGAUUGGCUGGACUACUGCUCUUUUGCCAGAAUUGUUUACUGGUAAUCCUCGUAAGUUCUGCUGAGGGAGGGGUGUUACUCAUACCACGUUGCGAUUGUGUACCUGAUACUGGUAAUGGCUCGUGCAUUAGGUGCGGUAUGUACCCGCAUGUGCCUUUAGGGCUGCUGGCGUCCAUGGGUGUUAUGUCCAGAGCUGCAGUGGAUGGCAUGGCACCAUAUCAGCCGGGUGUGCUGCGGCCUCCUUGGAUUUCGUUAGCUCAUGCCGGCCGCCCCAUCAUGUAAGGCAGUUAGGCGGAGGAAGUUAGGCAUGCUUGCGGAGGGGACAAAGGUGGAGUCCUGGUGAGUUACACACACACGAAGCAC